AUGGCUCUGUCAUCCGCUCCCGCCGAUCUCCCCGGCUUCAGCCUCGACGGUUCGUUCAAACUGACAUUCUUCUACGACGGCGAUGAGUUGCUCCCCAUUCUGCAUCUCGACACUCACACAACCAUCGGCGCUUUUGCGUUCCGUCUCACCAUGAUAGUUGACGUCGUUACUCAACUUGCUUGCGAUGAACCCACUCUGAGCCUCCACACCGUCAGGUUUUGGGAGAAGGCCAAGGAAAACCUUCGCGAUGAUCUUGCUAUAUCAGACGCCGACCCCAAAGUCCUGGUUCGUCUCGCAUACCUCAUCGACACAUACCAGCGAGGCUGGGAGCAGCACAGAAGCACCCACCCCAACGAAGCUGCAGCCUUGCUUGAAGCCCCUCUCGAUUACUCAUCUGAGGCGAAGGAUGAGAUCGUGCGGCAAAUGAACAUGGCUUUUGCCCAAGCUGACGUUGGUCUACCUUCUCCCUCGUCCACCCACAAUGACACCGACACGGAUGAGUCUACUGAUGACGAUGAGACUGAUGACGACGACGAAAUUCACAUGAGUCCUGCCAUGCGAAAGCUACACAGGGUCAAGCCUGCCACCAUCCGCGAGGCAGAGCAGUAUGUCAACAAGCUUGAUGUCUCUGAUGAGGACAAGGCCAUGAUCAAGAAGCACUGUGUCGCUAUCCUCCGCGUGCAGAAGAAGGCUCAUGAGCGAGAUCAUGAGAAGGCACACGCCAAAGGCUACCGUCAGGGUGACAAGUCAGGCCGCAAGAUCCUGAACCAACAGAUGCAGGACGUACUCGACAUGAACCGUGAGAAUCUGGGGAGGGUCAAAGAGCUUGAGGCAGCGAUCAAAAAGGAGCAGGCAAAGGUUGCUGCCGUCACCCGCGAGGCUGCCCUCAAAGGUAUUGAGCCUCCCUACGCACGCGCUGCCGCGGUGAAGAGAGCACGUGCUCUCACCAGCCCAAGUGGUAGCACAGUGGCGGAGGCGAUUUGCAUUGAUCAAGAUUGA
Molecule: messenger RNA, 999 nt
Organism: Colletotrichum chrysophilum
Lineage: Eukaryota; Fungi; Ascomycota; Sordariomycetes; Glomerellales; Glomerellaceae
Exons: 2
Coding region: 1-999 (332 amino acids)
Source: RefSeq, a predicted model, not a curated record